Dunckerocampus dactyliophorus (ringed pipefish) is the source of this 1170-nucleotide messenger RNA. It is a transcript of the gene bcl10, whose product is annotated as BCL10 immune signaling adaptor. The record is from RefSeq and is a predicted model, not a curated record. Gene Ontology annotation, cellular component: CBM complex; cytosol. The transcript is spliced from 3 exons. The coding region runs from base 203 to 928 and encodes 241 amino acids. NCBI's taxonomy places the organism in Eukaryota, Metazoa, Chordata, Actinopteri, Syngnathiformes, Syngnathidae. Gene Ontology annotation, biological process: canonical NF-kappaB signal transduction; adaptive immune response; apoptotic process. Gene Ontology annotation, molecular function: transcription coactivator activity; kinase activator activity; NF-kappaB binding.
AAGUCCGGGUUUGUCUUUUCUCUAUUGAAACACAAACAUUCAGUGGACGCGUUAGCGCAAUAGAUAAUUCAAAUUAAACGUGUUUGGCACUCUUAAAUAGAGUUAUGAAUGUCAUUUUUCGUUAAAACUUCACAACGAAUUUAUGUUCGAAUUUUAGUGGCCUGGAUUAUUUAUAUAUCUGGAUUUUUACUUCCUGGAGAGGAUGGAUGUGCAUCAACUCACUGAAGAUGAGAUGGCAGAGAUUAAAAAAGACGUGCUGACCAGGCUGCGCCACUACCUCUGCGUCAAGAUCCGAGCCAGAUGCCACCUGGACUACCUGCGCUCCCGCCGCAUCCUCACCCGUGACGACGCCGAGGAGAUCAACUGCAAGACCACACAGACCAAGAGGACGGGCCUCUUGUUGGACAUCCUCUCGGAGAACCCCCGAGGCUUGGACGCCCUGGUGGACUCCAUCCGGGAGCUGCGAGCGCAGAACUUCAUCAUUGCCAAGAUCACGGAUGAGGUGCAGAAGGUGAAGAAUGAGAAGAAAGAGUCCCGAAAAGCUGGAGCAUCCACUUCCUCACCCAACAGCAACGUCACCUGCACAACCCACGAGCCUUCCAGUACGUUCUCAAACGACUCCACUUUGCCCUUCCACAACGAAGGCGAACAAAGCCCCUUCACUUCAGAUGGCUUUGUUGAUUCGUGGUUGCGGAACGGUGGCGGUCUCUCCUCCGUGGCCGCCGUCAGCAUGGCUGCUGCCUCCUCCACAACAUCCUCCAGCCUUCCCAGGCCAGGAGAGCCAGGAGCUCCCUCGCUUCCUGAGGAGGAUAUGACGGAAGACGUGGGAUCACCGGGGUCCACCACCAGCAGCAGUGGGGCCGACCCCAACUUCCAACCCCUGCGGUCACGUUCUCUCACUCCGGCGUCACAUCAAAGCAAUUUUUAAUUUGCAUGCAGUCAAAGGGACAAACAGGUAGACACAGUACAUCCGCCGCUUAACUCUGCUGCUUAUUAAUAUAAACUACUGUACAUCAUACUACACUCUCCACCUUUUUUAUCAUGUAAGAAUAGCUGCUUCAUCUCUUGUGCCUUCUAUGAUAACUUUGAGGUUUGUAAACAUAAACAUUUUUCUGUUAAAUUAUACUGUAUAUCAUCUGAUCCUGAUAUGAAAGGAGCAUUAAAUAAAAG